GAGCAACCCCCGGAAGCCCUGGCUCGCAUUGUAGCCCGCCUCAGGGUGCCCACGGUCGCCUGUCGGCUUUUGAAGUGGUAUAUCUCACGAUAUUGCAUUUACAUUGCUGCCCCAGACUUUACGCCUGGACAGGGGCAAGCCUAUUCAGCCAUGGCGGCAACCGAAAUAGUAUCGGAGACGGGUACAUCUGGUCCGCUUGCGGUUCAUGCUUGGGGAAGUGCGCAAUGCCAGCGACUUUCACAGAAGGAGAAGGGGUAUUUAUACCAUGGCAGUUGUUCAACGCCCCCGGUAGGGCUAUCCCGGAUCCCGUAACCACAGCAUUUUUCUCGUCAAGCGCACACAAACUUCGUCCACCAUGGUUCUCGCACAAGUCACAACCGCCCUCCUGGCCCUCGUCGGCUCCAGCGUAGCUGCUCCCGCCUCGGAAGCCCGGGCGGUGUCGGCAGGGACCAAGUACUGCGACGCCGCCUCGACCAUCUGCUACUCGGAAUUCACGGCCUCCAACAUCGCAUUCCGCGUCGCCAUCCCGGACACGGCGACGGCGGCUCCCUUCCCCGUCCUGGUGCAGAUCGUGGCCCCCAAGGCCACCGGCUGGGCGGCGAUCGCGUGGGGCGGCCAGAUGGCCAACAACCCGCUGACCGUGGCCUGGGCCAACGGCGAUUCCGUCGUCGUCUCGAGCCGCCUCGCAACUGGCCACACCCUCCCCGGCGCCUAUGACGGCGCAAGCUACACCGUCCUCCCGAGCUCCAAGUCCAACGCGACGCACUGGCAGCUCGACGCCAUCUGCGACGGCUGCAGCAAGUGGGCGGCGGGCUCGCUCGACCCGGCCGGCACCGCCGUGCCGCUGGCAUACGGCAUGUCCAACACCGCCGUGACAGAGCCCGCCAACAACGCCAGCCGCUUCGCCAUCCACACGGCCAAGGGCAAGUUCUCGUCCGACCUCAGCUCCGCCAAGGUCGCCGACUUUGACGCCCUGGUCAAGAAGCUGCAGGGCGCGGAGUAGGAGCCGGCAGCAACAGCGGCGGACGGGGAGGUCGAGGCUGAUGAGUAGGGGGGGGCUGGUGCGAUGAGUCCUUGCUUCGCGUUGGGUUGUUGAGGUUUUCUUGUACACAUUGGAUCGCUUUGAAUAUAGAAAAGCCUUGGUCUCGACUUUAUAAUACAUCGAAACCGGUAUGGAUGGCUCUAACAAGACCGGAUUCUGGGUGAAGCCGCCUAUUGUGACUUCUGUUUUAUGACAUCAUUUCUUCAAAUGCAGGUUGAGCAAACAGCCUGCAAAUAAAUGAGUUGAAUCAAAGUUGAAUCAAAUUGCGAGUGAAUCACCCCAACU
Molecule: messenger RNA, 1327 nt
Organism: Phialemonium atrogriseum
Lineage: Eukaryota; Fungi; Ascomycota; Sordariomycetes; Cephalothecales; Cephalothecaceae
Exons: 2
Coding region: 356-1003 (215 amino acids)
Source: RefSeq, a predicted model, not a curated record